AUUUUUUAGAAACUAAGAUAAAAUCGCAUUAGCAACGAUAAAAACGGCUUCGUCCCUUCUUCCUCGGUUCCUUCCUCCAUCGUGAUUAGGGUUUUUUUAGGGUUUCAGUUGGCUCUCAUUUCUUAACCUACGCUUCACUUGUUUUUCAGGUUGUGUACAUAGUUAAUGAUGAGGCGGCAAGGGGGGCGAUAUGGUGAUCCGUCUGCCAAUACUUAUGUUGCUGCUCAGAUGCAUCAUCAUGUGGGUGGUGGUCAAAGGAUGGAAACCAAGCCUGAUGAUUUUGAGGGACGGCUAGAGGCCUUUACGCCCGAGCGAGAGAAUCCUUAUGCAAAUUCUAAGCCUGAGGGUCAGUGGAGAUGGGAAGUGGAUGAAUCAAAGAUGUCAAAUUCAAUGGCUUCUCGAAUGUAUAAUGAAGGUCAAGGGGGUGAUGCUUCAAGGUCCUAUUUUCAAGGGCAGAGACCUGAUCCUAAGUUGGCUUUGCAGAACCAGAGCAACAAUGAUUCCCGAUCCCAGGCUCAUGAAAAGGAUAUGGAUGUUGGAUAUGAAGGAAAUCAUUUAUCUCGGAGUUUUGAAGGUCUUGAACAGAGUUUUCAUGAUGACAUUAUUAAACUAGCCAAAGAACUGAAUGAUGCCGAAGAUGCAGAACAUGCUCGCCACAGAGAGAAAAUAAAUGCAAUCAAUACACAGUACGAGGAAAAACUGGCCGCACUCCGGGCCCUUCAUGCUAGUCGGAGAGCCGAAUUUCUUCAAAGGGAAUCGCAUGCGAGACAACAGAAGUACCAACAGAACAUAAGGGAUCCAUACCCCAGCAGCGCCAUGGCUUCUAGAGACCCUCAGGGUGGUUACAAUACUGUUAAUGCUUCAGCUGCUGGCGGAGAAGCACAGCGAGGAUAUUCUGCGGAACACUUCAUUCCUUACAGAGAGAGGGCUCGGUUUCUCGGUGGCUCCAGAGAUCAAGGAUUUGAGACUAGAAGCCAAUUUCCAGGAGGACGAGUCUACGACACUGGUUCGCGCUACUACAAUUGAGUUUUGACCCCAAAUAUUCAACUUGGAUUUUCAAAUGUUGAAAUUUCUUGACAUGAAAGCUACCUCAUUGUAACUUUUUUAUUACACUUGUUUGUGGAAAUUAACGUUUCUUGGUAGCUAAGAAUCAAAAUUUGGAGAGGCACACGUUUUUUAUUGUCAUAUGCAUGCACUGUCAAAGGUGAAUAUUGUGUCUCUAAAGCACCUUUGAGUUUGUAUGAUUCAUAAUAUAUUAAUGUACCUUGUAAUCAAAUGAUUAAAGAUUCAAUAACGUAUCAUUGCAAUUAUUCA
Messenger RNA from Arachis stenosperma, 1314 nucleotides. RefSeq lists its product as uncharacterized. The transcript has 4 exons. Lineage: Eukaryota; Viridiplantae; Streptophyta; Magnoliopsida; Fabales; Fabaceae. Bases 166 to 1026 code for a protein of 286 amino acids. The record is from RefSeq and is a predicted model, not a curated record.